Molecule: messenger RNA, 1586 nt
Organism: Misgurnus anguillicaudatus (oriental weatherfish)
Lineage: Eukaryota; Metazoa; Chordata; Actinopteri; Cypriniformes; Cobitidae
Source: RefSeq, a predicted model, not a curated record
GGGGCAGUGCUGCUGAUGCUGCUGAGCUCUUGUAUCCGAGGAGCAGCAGACAGGACUGCAAAAGAGAGAAAGACAAAAAGAGGAGGAAAGAAAGGGACAGAGAGAGGGGGAAAGGGACAUCAUCUCAUUCAGAAGAGAAGCAACACACAACAAAAUAUAAACAUGACCUUAGCAGCAUAUCGAGAUAAAUUAAAGGAGCUUCCUCUGGUGUCAUUUCUGUGCUCCUGCAUCAACUCAAACCCUGCUGAAAAUCCCAUAUACAAGGUUGAAGAUGCGGUGGAUCUCAACUGGUGCGUGAUCAAAGAUAUGGAGGUCAUUGAGCUGAACAAGCGGACCUCGGGCCAAGCGUUUGAGGUGAUCCUGAAACCCCCCUCCUUUGACGGUGUGCCAGACCUCAACACAUCCAUGCCCCAGCGUAAGGACCCCUCCCUGGAGGAGAUCCAGAAGAAGCUGGAGGCGGCCGAGGAGAGGAGGAAGUGCCAGGAGGCUGAGAUGUUGAAGCAUUUAGCUGAGAAGAGGGAGCAUGAGAGAGAGGUCAUCCAGAAGGCAUUCGAGGAGAACAACAACUUUAUCAAGAAUGCAAAGGAGAAGCUGGAACAGAAGAUGGAGGUCAACAAAGAGAACCGUGAGGCUCUGCUUGCAGCCAUGCUGGAGAGACUACAGGAGAAGGACAAACAUGCAGAGGAGGUGAGGAAGAACAAAGAGCUGAAAGAAGAAGCCUGUCGGUAGAGAAUCACCUGCUGCACAGAACUGCUUUGGUUAAAGGGAAAAGAUUUACUGCUGAGACCAACAACGCAAAUGGUAACCAAUGCAUCUCAAUAAAAGAGAAAUAUUGGACUUUAAUGACAAUUUGCAACUCUAAACUUUUGUGCGUUUCAAAAACGAUUCAAUGUUAUUAAAAACUAUUAAAACAUAAUAGCAACAUUGUGUGGAUGGCAAUGCAAGGUGCACUAAGGAACUUGAUGCAGAACAAAAGUUGAUUCAGGGAAGAUGAUCGAAUAGUGUCUACCAAUCAGAUUGUUUGAAAUGACACCGGGUGGAAAAACAGAGAUGCUUUUUAUAAACUCCAUAAUCAGUACAGAUGUUAACAUAUAAGACAACCAGAAACUAACUUUACUAAAACUAAAAUCUAACUUUUGUCCAUGUAAACUAUGUGACUUUGGUUGUUUUUAUUAAUAUAUUAUUUAAUAAUCAACAAGAUUUCAUAGCAUAGGCAUAUCUAUAAUAUAUACUAUAUAUAUUAAGCAAUGGAUUAGUAUUGGAAUUACAAUAUUACAUGCUGUGAUUAAAUUAAAUUAGUGAUAACAAACUGGAGCACAGUGACACUUUAUGCACAACUCAAAAGCACAUUAAGAUUUUUUAUUUAUUGUAUUUGCAUCUUAGAAAUGAAGAAGAAAAGUACUCAGGUUUGUGCACUGUAAAAAUCUUUGCUAGCUUAAAUUUUUUUGUUUAAUCAACUAAAAUUUACAAGUCAUACUAUUAUUUAUAUUGACAAGUGAUUACUACUUAUAAAAUGAAGUUGACUUAUUUCAACUACUCAUCUAUUAUUAAGUUAAAAUGACUUGUAAAUCCGAGUUGAUUUUGAU